Arabis nemorensis is the source of this 1167-nucleotide messenger RNA. The record is from the annotation of a GenBank genome assembly. Lineage: Eukaryota; Viridiplantae; Streptophyta; Magnoliopsida; Brassicales; Brassicaceae.
AUGACCUUACGAAGCUUAAUCCUGGAGAUGCGCUCGAGGUCACAUCGUGUGGUCCACGACCUUGCCGCCGCCGCCGCCGUCAAUUCCACUUCCGGGUCAUCGGAAGAUUAUCGCUGGUCGGAGAUCCCUGAAGAGCUUUUAAGAGAGAUUCUAAUUCGGGUCGAAGCGGCGGACGGUGGCGGAUGGCCGUCGCGACGCACCGUGGUGGCUUGCGCCGGCGUCUGCCGUGGCUGGCGACUACUCAUGAACGAAACCGUCGCUGUCCCUGAGAUCUCUUCUAAAUUGACUUUCCCCAUCUCUCUCAAGCAGCCUGGUCCAAGGGAUUCUAUGGUUCAAUGCUUCAUCAAACGUAAUCGAACAACGCAAUCGUAUCAUCUGUAUCUCGGGUUAACCAACUCUUUAACGGAUGAUGGGAAGUUUCUGCUUGCUGCGUGUAAGUUAAAGCACACGACUUGCACUGAUUACAUUAUCUCUUUGCGUGCUGAUGAUAUGUCGAGGAGAAGCCAAGCAUAUGUUGGCAAAGUGAGAUCAAACUUCCUAGGGACAAAAUUCACCGUCUUUGACGGAAAUCUGCUUCCAUCUACAGGAGCUGCGAAGAUGAGAAAGAAUCGAUCUUCUAAUCUCUCAAAAGUUUCACUGAAAGUUCCUCUUGGAAGUUACCCCGUCGCUCAUAUCACAUACGAGCUGAACGUCUUAGGAUCCCGGGGACCAAGAAAGAUGCAAUGUGUAAUGGAUACAGUACCUAGAAGCGUCGUGGAGCCUCCAGGAGUAGCUUCAGAACUAUCAGAGCUUCCAUUCAUUGGUACUCGGUCAACCUUUUCCAGGUCCCAAUCAAAACCAUUACGCAGCGGCUUGAGCCACCUGAAAGAGGCACCCUUGGUGCUGAGCAACAAAACACCGCGAUGGCAUGAGCAACUACGUUGCUGGUGCUUGAAUUUCCAUGGCCGUGUCACAGUGGCUUCAGUGAAAAACUUUCAGCUGGUGGCAGCAGCUAGUGGUGGCGGUGGCACGGGAUUGUCACCAGAUACGCAAAACGAGCGGAUAAUACUGCAGUUUGGUAAAGUCGGGAAAGAUAUGUUCACCAUGGAUUAUGGAUACCCUAUCUCAGCUUUUCAGGCUUUCGCCAUUUGCUUGAGCAGCUUUGAAACCAGAAUCGCUUGUGAAUGA